Messenger RNA from Coregonus sp. 'balchen', 15859 nucleotides. NCBI's taxonomy places the organism in Eukaryota, Metazoa, Chordata, Actinopteri, Salmoniformes, Salmonidae. The record is from the annotation of a GenBank genome assembly.
GUCCAGAUGCAGCUCCUCUUUGGCCCGUGACCUUUUCCUCUUCCUCCUCUAUCUUUGUCUCUAGCUCUACCUCUUUCUUUGUUGAGUACAGUAUGUGUGUGUGGAAGACACUCAUGCACACCUACAACACCCUGAGAUGAGGGGCGGGCCUUGCCGUCUUGUCGUUCUUGGUUGGCAAGAUGAGCUCUAGGCAACCUGAGCUAAUGACAUCUGCAGUGGCGACGUGGGGAUUGCCCUUGGGGGAACCGGGGCCAGCUGUGUGUUUGUCACAUAUUUGUUUUGUCUCACAUUUGUGCCGUCGUUGUGCUCGGCUAGCGUAGGCUUGCCUCUCUCGCGUACUGUACUUAGCUAAGUGUGACCGAAAUCUGAGAUUAUUUUUUUUUAACAAACUGAAAUAGGGAGGGACUACCUGAAAUUGUUCAAUAAAAAGCGCUCAUUUUCAUUUGCAAAAUAUUUUGCUACAGUGUGCACUAAUGAAGACAAGCCAGGUGUGUCUGGUCUGAUGGGCACCACUGCCUGACCACUGGGCUAUGGGAGGAGGGGACUGCGGGGGUGGAUGGGGUUGCUGCUGUUUCUGGCCAGAGUCCAGUCCAUCCUUUGCAGAGAGAGUAAAGUUAUUAAAGAGCUUUAUUGUGUUCUGGAUGAAAGCCGAGAUAGAUAUCCCCCCCUCCCUCUUUCUCUCUCGUUCUCUCUCUCUUUCGAUCUCUUACCCCACCCGCUCUCUCUGCAGUCCAAAGAGAGGGAGUGUGGGUGGGGGGUGGGGUGGUGUGGGUGGGUGGGGUGGGGGGGGGGGGGGGGGGGGGGGUUCCUAAGGGCUCUCAAAUGACUCGGGUUUCUAUGGUGCAGUGUUGUUGUUUUUUAUCCUCUCCUCUUAACAGAGCUGCUACACACACACACACACACACAGAAAAUCCCCUCAAUCAGCAGAACGAAGGUUCCAUCAGAACCACCCAGCCAGAACCGACCCACCGACCAGGGCUCUUAGUCCACCACUCCCCAGCAUGUAUCUCCAAGGGCAGUGGAGGAAUAGUGAUUCAUUUCAAUAAAAUGUUGCCCUCUGCGCUCCGCAGUACACUUUCAUUAUGUGGCGUCUCAUUACUACACUUCCUGUUUAGCCCUGAUGGCUGAUGGGUAUUUCAUGGGGGCUAAGUGUGGUCUUGUUUGCCCCCCAGCCCGCCCACCCCCCAUCGCAGUCCGAGGGGGAGCCCCCGGGAAAGGGAUGACUGGCUGGUACUUAAUUGCAGCUCAAGUCAUUCCCCGUCCCUCUGUCCUGUUCCACAUAUUCUUACCCCUCUGGAUUUAUACUAGCCAGAGCCCAGGUGAUACAUUACAUUUGUUCCUUUAAUCCUCCGGCCGGGGGUGACAAGGUGGCGACGAGGUAUGCCGCAGCGGGGAUGACAGCCUCACUCGUAUUUACGAGUUCGGCCGACACGCGGCUUGUUCGUUCGGCUUGCAUACUAUGUGCAACUCUGACUCUCUUUUUCCUCCCCCCCUCCCUCUACUCUUCCUGCCUUACCACACCCGCUCCCUCUUUCACCCCCACACUCCCUUCCACUCCCUCCCACCCUCUUCACCCACCCCCUCCUCCCUUUCCCCACCCUUUCCAUCUCUCUUUCCCACUCUCAUCUCCCUCCACCCCCUCCUUCUCCGACCUCUUCCAUUCCCACUGCUCCACGCCCCCAACCUUCCCCCCUCCACCCCCUUCAGGUCAUCCCAGACUGGAAGGAGCAGGAGUGGGACACGGAGACACCCGAGUCGUACGCCGGGAUCUUCCACUUCCGCUUCUGGCGCUUCGGCGAGUGGGUGGACGUGGUGAUCGACGAUCGGCUGCCCACGGUGGACAAGCAGCUGGUCUACUGCCACUCAGAUGACAGCAACGAGUUCUGGAGCGCACUGGUGGAGAAGGCCUAUGCCAAGUUAGUCAAUUAAUCAAUCAAUCUGUCAAUGGCUUUAUUGUCCCAAUUGGAAAAUGUGUAAUACAGUCAGGGUAAAAAUAUUAAUCAGUCAAUCAAUUAAUCCAAUCAAUCUCUUAAUUGUCCCAAUUGGGGAAUGUGUAAUAAAGUCAGGGUACAAAACAACAUUAAAGUCUAAUGAACACCGAGGGGCAUGCAUAAAGAGAUACAGUACUGUAGCAGUACCAGCAGCCCUUGGGGAAUAUCAUCUAGGAUAGGAUCAAAUGCUACUGUAUGUUGAUAUUCUCCCAAUAUUUGAGGAAUGCAGAAAAAAUCUUAAGAACGAGGACACACUCACUCACUCAGAUAAAUAAAUAUUUGCAAUUGGUAACACUUUACUUAAAGCCUGUAGGUAUAAUGCUUUAUAACAUGUUAUAAGCAUGUAUGAGCCUUUAAUGUUUAAGGCUUAUUAUUGUCUAUCACUAUUUUAACUGAUUCAAAAUACAGUAUCUACUAGCCACUGCCUUUAUGAUUUGAGAUGUGGAGACACAUCUUGAGAUGUGGAGUCAAAUAAGAGGCUAGGUUCAGAUGUCAACUGUGCACUGUAGACAGCAUUGAUGGAGAGAUAUUUGACAUCAGAUUAACUCAUUAAUUCAUUCCUCCUCUCCCUCCUCCCGUCCCUGCAGAGUGUACGGCUGCUACGAGGCCCUGGACGGCGGGAACACGGCGGAUGCCCUGGUGGACUUCACAGGUGGCGUGUCGGAGCCCAUGGACCUGCUGGAGGGCCAGAUGGCCACGGACGAGGUGGCCCGCAACCAGCUGUUUGAGAGGGUGCUGAAGGUCCACAACCGGGACGGCCUCAUCAGCUGCUCCAUCCGGGUGAGUCAGUCAGGGAAGAUCUGUACUAGGCAGCCAUUUUGGAUCAGGGGCAGUUAGGAGAUCUGGGUCAUGUUCAAUACAAAACAUUUUUUAAAAAUGCACUGAAACAGGGAGGUACUGCCUGUACUUCCUGUUUUCUAAGUUCCUGCUAUUUGGAACACAAAGAAAUUGCUACAUAAAUCGCAAGUUGCAGUGUUUGGCAAUUGCCAUGAUAAUGUGCCAUCCAGUCUAUUUAAAAAGUUGCGGUUAGUUGGCUCAUGCAAAGUCUAUCUUUGCGAUAGGAAAAUGUAAUCCUUUGUGGUUAUCCAUCUAUUUAUCAUUUAUCAAUCUAAUCAUACAAUGCUUUCUCUCUGCUGAUGAGACUUGAAUUUGUAUAUACACACUUUCAGAAUGCAAAUACUUGCAUUCAUACCAAUGAAAUUAGGAUGGUUUCUAAUAUCAGUCAGUUAAACCCCUCCACUUAUCUAUCCAUCCAUCUACCUGUCAUCCUCAAUCUGCUUGUUGAUAUCUGUCCGUCCGUCCGUCCGUCCGUCUAUUCAUCUGUUCAUCAAUACGCAACAUCUGCUGUUGGGAGCUCCAUUUGUAUGAGUUCCACUCUCCCCCGGGCAGCCAGUGGUUACGUCCCAUAUGGCACCCUACUCCCUACAAAGUGCACUAGUUUUGACCAGAGCCCUAUGGGACAUUGUUGAAAGUAGUGCAGUAUUAAGGUAAUAAGGUGCCAUUUGGAACACAAGCAGUGAGUCCCUCCGUUUGAUUGUCUGCUGUUCUGCGCUCGUCCACUCCUGCACUAGAACUCAUUUACAGUCCAACAUUGUGUGAUUCCGAGUCAAGCACACUAGCUCAACUGGCAGCUAUAGGCAUUUUAUAUUCAUGAGUUUUCAUGAGGAUCCAUUUCGGAACAAUAACAACAGAACGGACACGGACCAAAAAAAAAAAAAAGUCAGCUAGACGAACGGCCCUGACAGCACCGAAAACCGUAGUUGUUAAUUCCUCAGACAUGACCCGUGACUUGGUGGUUGCUGUUUGGUUAUGGUUGUAACGUCCUGGCAACUUUACAUAAAUGCUAGACUACUCACAGGCUUUUUGUUGUGAGGAGGUCUGAUUUAGGAAUGCAACCAAGGUAUCUUAAAAGCCACACUCGUGCAUCUCUCCCCAGACUCCAAGCCUAAUUGCUUUUUGUCUUCUCCCCCCCCCCCCCCCAUCGCUGUUUUUUGUAAGCAGGGUUUGAAAAAUGAUGUGUGUGGUAGCGAAUGCUCAAAGCACGUCUUCCACAGAGCCUAUAGGCCUAGGCAGAAUAGGGGAGUGACCUAUUUUUGUAUUUUUUCCAGGCCGUAUUCGAAAUAUUCUUGCCACCUCUCUUUCUUGAUUAUUGACCUGCCAAACAUUCCCCAUUUAUCUAAUCAUACAUCAUUUUUAGUAAGAAGAGGUCUUUUGAUUGGUAUAGGUGAUGACAAUAGUUAUUGUUGUUUUUUCUCAUAAGACUCGGAUUAGACUCAGAUUUGUAAAAAGGGUUAAUUGUAACAUUUGUUACAAUUAACCACUUACCUAAAAUUCUGUGGUAUUUUGUAUGGUAUUUAGACACAUUCACAUAGUGAUAUGAAUUGUCACUUCUUUACAUCAAGUACAACUAAGAUAAUAUCUUAGAAAAAAGUAAUUCAUACUUUAGAAUGCUAAAAGUAUCUUAUAUAAAAUAUAUACAUUUUGUCUACUCUGCUUUUGGUCAGUAUGACAUGCCUAAAAGAUCAAAUGAAAAUAUUUUUGGUCAAUGUAUUGUAUUUUCAUCCAACUAUCAGUUUCAAAUAAGAACAUUUUUAAAUUACCCUUCAUUUUUACCAUUGGAGACAGACAUUUCACUUCCACCACUUUCGGUUUAAUUGUAAACAACUGGUAUGUCCUAGAAACAUACAAUGUGUAAUAAUAGCUAAGAUAUGUACAGUAUGUUUGUAUACAAAUAUUAUUAAUCUACCUCAAAUAUUAUUUUCAUACUAAGCAAAAGCCUAAAACUGUUACUUUGUUCCCCAGUCUCCCCUUCUCUGGCCUUUUGUCUGUCUCUGUCAUAUCAUAUCAUACACAUCUACAGAUUUAAGAGCCUGGUCCUAGGCUGAAUAACACUAUGUAUAAGCAUUGAAAUUAGUGAUGGGCACAGACAUGGAAAAUCUAUAUUGAUAUCAGUAUAAUUUUUUCAAUCUGAUAUCAUAUCAUUUUUUAUCAAAGACGUGAAUGUUCACUUUUCUGUUCACUUCCAUGACUCUCUGAAGUCCAGACAACUGCUUGCCCAUUGGGCCAGGUGUGAAUGUUCUGGUAGCCAACUUACUCAACCAAUUUGAAUAUAAUGGGAAGCCCAUCCACAGUUGAUGGCCCAUCAGCAGGCAAUUAAGUAUGCUUAAAUUGAGAGCCUGUGAGGUCUGUGAGAAGGUUUUGUGCAUGCAGGAACAGUCAUGUGUGCUUUUUUUAUGUAGAAGUCCCCUGGGUUGUAUUUAUUAGGCACUAAAUGGAAGAAAAUGGACUGAAACAGGGAGGGACUAAAAUACCUCAUCCAACGUGGAUGUAGAUUAAGGCAGCCCCCCGCUGCCUUAACCCAACCCCUCUGAUUCAGAGAGUUGGGUUAAGUGCGGAAGACACAUUUCAGUCUAAUGCAUUCAGUUGUACAAUUGACUACGUAUCCCCCUUUCUCUUUCACAAUAAGAAACACUUGUUUUUGUUUUCUGUUGCAAAACAUUUUGUUACGUUGUGCACUAAUGAAUACGACCUUGUUUUCACUCAUUUCCUUCCUGUCUUUUUUCUCCUUUAUCCCCUUCUAUCUCCUUAGUAGUUGCUCCCUUGCUGUCGUUGCAUCACACUUUGUUUGUGAAACAGGCUCAUUACAUCUGGGCCUUGUGCUCAAUUAUACUUUGAUGAUCAAAUAGCAAGGGACAGCACCGGCUGACUAUGCUGCAAGCUCAAUUCAAACAAACCAAUCCUCAGUUCAACUUGACUGGGCCUUGUUCAAUAGGCAUCAAAUGGGAAAAAUUGUCUGAAACAGGUGGACUUGUCCAAUAGAUAUGCACAUUUUCAUUUUGUCGCAAGAUGUUUGAAAACAUUUUUCUGUCGCAUGCCCUAAUGAACACAACCCUUGUCACAACUCAAGCACUUUGAGCUGCAUUCUGUGUAUGAAAUGUGCUGCACAAAUAAAUAAAUAUUAAUUUAUUAUUAACUGUCUCUUAGGCGACCACAGUGGAGGACAUGGAGGCGCGGCUAGACUGUGGCCUGGUCAAGGGCCACGCAUAUGCGGUGACGGACGUGAAGAAGGUGCGUCUGGGCCAGGGCCUGCUGGCAUUUUUCAAGUCAGAGAAGCUCAAUAUGAUCCGCAUGAGGAACCCCUGGGGAGAGAAGGAGUGGAGCGGGCCCUGGAGCGACAGGUAAAUACACAACACUCCUCAGGCCUGGAGGUGGUACUACACAACCAUAGAAUAAGAAUUACAGUAGAAUGGGUGUUCCAAUUCAUUCUAAUUCGAUGUACACAACACUGCGUAAUGGAAGCUUCUCCUAUUAAGAAUGCCUUUACUGCCUCGAAACGACUAGACCAUGUAGGAGUAAUGAGGUGGAGAGAGAGGUGUUCUCCAUCUACUGAAAUGGGGGAUGCUGUGUGUGUGUGGGAUGAUAAAUGCCAUAAAUUAACCGUUGAACAUGUAUACGUGUGAAAGCGUGAAUGUGUGUUUUUGUGUUAUUUAUUUAUUUUAAGAAAAACAACAAUGUGGAGGGAAAAAUAAGGGUAGGCUAUUAAUUUUGUACGUUUCAGUAAUCAUGCAUAAGUAGGAGACAAAGUAAUGCCAUUACAGUGCAAUUCUGAGAUCUGCAGGGGUGCUGUUAGUACAGUGGCUAUUAUAUUGUGGAGUGAAUCCCAUUAACGCAACUGUUUGGAACUGAAUUAAUCAGACGUUCACGAGUCGUAUUGUUAUAAAUAAACUUGGUUGAAUGGUAAAAAGUUAAAAGAAUAAUAAUACUAUGAUUACUUUUUAAGGCGCACAUGCUCACACGUUUAAGUCACACCUUAAAGUAAACAAAUAUAUAAUACAAAAAUAUCAAACAUAAUUAAUAAAAUAUAAUCACACGUUCAACAGUUCAUUUAUGGCUUAUAUCAUGUAAUAGGAUGGGGAGAAGACUGAGAGCAUCUCUCUUCCACUUCCUUCUCUCUUCCUCCUUCUGUUAUGUCCUAUUGUUUAUCGCUAGGUUGUGUGACACAGCAGAGAUUGUAGGGCUCGCUCAUGAAGGCAGCUGAAUUAUUGAGUAGGUAAAGGAGAGAGAUGUUAGUUCUUAAAGGGGAAGUGACUGAGUGGUGUUAUUAAAGGAGUCGUCUCCCUUCAUUUAUAUAGUCAUAAGAAUGAAUGUAUCAUUUAUCUGGGGUUUGAUCACAAUUGGAAUUGGAGAGAUUUCAUUUUACUGUUUGAUGUGAAAGUUCCCACAGAAGUUGUGGCACUGGUAGGAAUUUCAUAGAAACAAAAUAGAGGUUUAUUUUCAUAUGCACGUAGGCACACACAUAAUUGCUAUGUAUUCCCUAAACCUACAAUUCCUACUUCCUGGUUAGGUCUUCCUGUUUUAAUCUUUGACUGCUCCUGAGAAAGUUGCUGUCUAUUGUCAUGUGGUGCUGAACUUCAGAAUCUCCAAUCCAAAAAUGUUUUCAGUGGUAUGUUUGCUCUAUAAUUUCCUUUGUGUCAUGCUGUCGAACAUGAGGUAAUUUCAUGUCUGUGCUCCCAGCUCAGAGGAGUGGAAGAAGGUGAGCAAGAGUGAGAGAGAGAAGCUGGGCGUCACCGUGCAGGACGACGGAGAAUUCUGGUGAGGGGGACCACCAUGCACACACACACCAUUAAAACAUUAGGGGCCAUUUUCCCACACACAGAUUAAGCCUAGUCCUGGACUAAAAAGCAUGCUCAGGACUAUGCUUAAUCUGUAUCCGGGAAACCGACCCUAGUUGAUUCAUCUGUUUCAUUAAUCGAUUGAACGGCACUUUCCUAAAUAUACCCUCUUGCCCUCCCUCCCUCCAUCCCUCCCUUCCUCUCCACUCUAGGAUGACGUUUGAUGACUUCUGCCAGUACUUCACGGACCUGAUCCUGUGCCGCCUCAUCAACACCUCCUAUCUGAGCAUCCAUAAGACCUGGGAGGAGGAGGUGAUGAGGGGCUCCUGGGUCCCCCGCCAGGACCCCCUGAGGAACCGCUCUGGGGGAUGCAUCAACCACAAGGCCACCUUCCUCCAGAACCCACAGGUGGGGUGCAUGAGGGUGGAGGAUGAGGUGGAAGUGGGGAGAGUGUGGGUGGAUGGUGGGAGGCUGGGUGGGUGGGUGGGUGGGAGGGUGUGUGUUUGUACUGUGUAAGUUUGUAUGUGUUUUUCUGUUGGUGUCUUUGCAUGUACUGUAUAUUCUGUAUUUGAUUUGAGGAGAUUGUUCUAAUUAGUGUGUUUAUGUCUCUCUGCAGUAUGUGUUUGACGUGAAGAAGCUAGAGGACGAGGUGUUGAUCGCCCUGCAGCAGAAGGAGAGGAGAGCCACCACCAAAGAGGGCAAAGGAGAUAACCUGGCCAUAGGCUUUGACAUUCACCGGGUAUGCGCACACACACACACACACACACGCACACACACACACACACACACACACACACACACAGAGAUGAAGACAAACACCCACAUGAGAACACACUCACACAGAUGAACAGACACACAGAUAGAUAAAGAGACACACACACAGAUGGAUACACAGGAAGAUGAUCACACUCCAUCGCUCCACAUGAAUUUUUCCUUUUGCCUCAUCUUUACCUCUUAACUCUUUACUUCCUUGCUACUCAUAACAUAAAAUAUAAGACAUAAGGAUCCUUGUUCAAGCCCUGCAUGAGCCAUCUUUCCACCUCCUGUAUCUGUAUCCCUGCUUCUGCCUCUAUCCUUGCUCUGCAUGAUGAUGUCAUAUCUACCUUGAAAGUCUACCUUUAAAAUGUGACCCUGACGUCAUGUCCCCUCCCGUCCUCUAGGUGGAGCUGAACAGAAAGUACCGCAUGCACACGGCCCAGCAGAAGGUGGCGGGCUCCAUCUACAUCAACUCGCGCUGCGUCUUCCUCAGGAAGGAGCUCAAGGAGGGUCGCUACGUCAUCAUCCCCACAACUUUUGACCCCGGGCAGCAGGGUGACUUCCUGUUGCGGGUCUUCACUGACGUGCCUUCAGACUGCAAGUAAACCAGCCGGCCGACAUGCAGCCCCACCCCCACCCCUGUUCCGUUUAACAUCCUUACCUUUACAAAGGGAUAGCUAACUUUAAAGGGAUAGUUCACUGGGAUCAUAGAAUUGAAUAGAACAGUAUUAUUUUGUAGUUCUAUGAUAGGGAUUGCCUAAUUGCCCAGUUCAAAUUGAUCAAAUAGCAAACCUCAUUUUAUAGAAACACAUCAAAUUAAACUGGUGUGCAUGUUAAAGGGAUAUUUCAAUUUGGAACGUUUUCAUAUUUUUUGUAUUUUACCACUUACUAUCCGUUUAACAUGCACACCAGUUGAAUUGUAUGGGUUUCUAUAAAAUGAUUUGAGCUUUUUGAUCAAGUUGAACUGAUUCUCUAAGUGGACCCAGAACUUUUUUCAUGUAAUUUGUCAUCCACUGCCAUUGCUCUCACCAAAAUGAAUAAUACUCAUAUUCACUUUCUUUCCCUCCCCAACAGAGAGUUGAACCUAGACGAGCCCCCCCAGACGUGUUGGACGGGCAUGUGUGGUUACCCCCAGCUGGUCACCCAGGUCCACGUUCUGAGUGCUGAGGGACUCCAGGGCCAGGACUCUAAUGGAGGUAAGCUAGUAAGGCUGCAGUAGGAAAUAGUAGGCCUACAGUAAAGUAAGCUACAGUACGCACCCAUGUCGAAGGGAGGCUUUGGGAGCUGACUUGCAUACAGUGUAUUCGGAAAGUAUUCAGACCCCUUCACUUUUUCCACAUUUUGUUACGUUACAGCUAUAUUCCAAAAAAAAAUCCUCAUCAAUCUACACACAAUACCCCAUAAUGACAAAGUGAAAACAGGUUUUUAGAAAUGUUAGCAAAUGUAUUAAACAUAAAAAACUGAAAUACCUUAUUUACAUAAGUAUUGUAAAUAUUGCUAUGAGACACGAAAUUGAGCUCAGGUGCAUCCUGUUUCCAUUGAUCAUUCUUGAGAUGUUUCUACAACUUGAUUGUGGUAAAUUCAAUUGAUUGGACAUGAUUUGGAAAGGCACACACCUGUCUAUAUAAGGUCCCACAGUUGACAAUGCAUGUCAGAGCAAAAAUCAAGCCAUGAGGUCGAAGGAAUUGUCCGUAGAGCUCCGAGACAGGAUUGUGUCGAGGCACAGAUUUCACAUUUACAUUUACAUCAUUUAGCAGACGCUCUUAUCCAGAGCGACUUACAAAUUGGUGCAUUCAACUUAUGAUAGCCAGUGGGACAACCACUUUUUUUUCAAUGGGGGGUGGGGGAGGGGGUGGGGGGUGGGGGGUGGGGGGUAGAAUGAUUACUUUAUACUAUUCCAGGUAUUCCUUAAAGAGGUAGGGUUUCAAGUGUCUCCGGAAGGUGGUCAGUUACUCCACUGUCCUGGCGUCGUGGGGGAGCUUGUUCCACCAUUGGGGUGCCAGAGCAGCAAAUAGCUUUGACUGGGCUGAGCGGGAACUGUGCUUCCGUAGAGGUAGGGGAGCUAGCAGGCCAGAGGUGGAUGAACGUAGUGCCCUCGUUUGGGUGUAAGGUCUGAUCAGAGCCUGAAGGUAAGGAGGUGCCGUUCCCCUCACAGCUCCGUAGGCAAGCACCAUGGUCUUGUAGUAGAUGUGAGCCUCAACUGGAAGCCAGUGGAGUGUGCGGAGGAGCAGGGUGACAUGAGAGAACUUGGGAAGGUCGAACACCAAACGGGCUGCAGCGUUCUGGAUAAGUUGUAGGGAUUUAAUGGCACAGGCAGGGAGCCCAGUCAACAGCGAGUUGCAGUAAUCCAGACGGGAGAUGACAAGUGCCUGGAUUAGGACCUGUGCCGCUUUCUGUGUAAGGUAGGGUCGUACUCUGCGAAUGUUGUAGAGCAUGAACAUGCAGGAUCGGGUCACCGCUUUGAUGUUAGCGGAGAACGACAGGGUGUUGUCCAGGGUCACGCCAAGGUUCUUUGCACUCUGGUAGGAGGACACAAUGGAGUUGUCAACCGUGAUGGCGAGAUCAUGGAGCGGGCAGUCCUUCCCCGGGAGGAAGAGCAGCUCCUUUUUGCCAAGGUUCAGCUUGAGGUGGUGAUCUGACAUCCACACUGAUAUGUCUGCCAGACAUGCAGAGAUGCGAUUCACCACCUGGUUAUCAGAAGGGGGAAAGGAGAAAAUGUAAUUGUGUGUCGUCUGCGUAGCAAUGAUAGGAGAGACCAUGUGAGGAUAUGACAGAGCAGGGAGGUGAAGGUGGCAAAGAGCUUCCUAUGGUUAGCUUCCUGAAAUGUUGAGUGGUAGAAAGUGGCUUUAGCAGCGGAAACAGAGGAAGAGAAUGUAGAGAGGAGGGAGUGAAAAGAUGACAGGUCCGCAGGGAGUCUAGUUUUCCUCCAUUUUCGCUCGGCUGCCCGGAGCCCUGUUCUGUGAGCUCGCAAUGAAUCGUCAAGCCACGGAGCAGGAGGGGAGGACCCAGCCGGCCGGGAGGAUAGGGGACAUAGAGAGUCAAAAGAUGCAGAAAGGGAGGAGAGGAGGGUUGAGGAGGCAGAAUCAGGAGAUCGGAGGGAGAAGGAUUUAGCAGAGGGAAUAGAUGAUAGGAUGGAAGAGGAGAGAGUAGCGGGAGAGAGAGCGAAGGUUGCGACGGCACAUUACCAUCUGAGUAGGGGCAGAGUGAGUAGUGUUGGAGGAGAGCGAGAGAGAAAAGGAUACAAAGUAGUGGUCGGAGACUUGGAGGGGAGUUGCAGUGAGAUUAGUAGAAGAACAGCAUCUAGUAAAGAUGAGGUCAAGCGUAUUGCCUGCCUUGUGAGUAGGGGGGGACGGUGAGAGGGUGAGGUCAAAAGAGGAAAGGAGUGGAAAGAAGGAGGCAGAGAGAAAUGAGUCAAAGACAGACGUAGGGAGGUUAAAGUCUCCCAGAACUGUGAGGGGUGAGCCAUCCUCAGGAAAGGAACUUAUCAAGGCGUCAAGCUCAUUGAUGAACUCUCCAAGGGAACCUGAGGGCGAUAAAUGACAAGGAUGUUAAGCUUGAAUGGGCUAGUGACUGUGACAGCAUGGAAUUCAAAUGAGGAGAUAGACAGAUGGGUCAGGGGAAAAAGAGAGAAUGUCCACUUGAGAGAGAUGAGGAUUCCUGUGCCACCGCCGUGCUGACCAGAUGCUCUCGGGGUAUGUGAGAACACAUGGUCAGACGAGGAAAGAGCAGUAGGAGUAGCAGUGUUUUCUGUGGUAAUCCAUGUUUCCGUCAGCGCCAAUAAGUUGAGGGACUGGAGGGUAGCAUAGGCUGAGAUGAACUCUGCCUUGUUGGCCGCAGAACAGCAGUUCCAGAGGCUGCCAGAGACCUGGAACUCCAAGUGGGUCGUGCGCGCAGGGACCACCAGAUUAGAGUGGCAACAGCCACGUGGUGUGAAGCGUUUGUAUGGCCUGUGCAGAGAGGAGAGAACAGGGAUAGACAGACACAUAGUUGACAGGCUACAGAAAAAGGCUACAAUAAUGCAAAGGAGAUCGGAAUAAAAUGAACUAAACAUCUGGGAAAGCGAGAGAGCGGGGCCUCCCUCACUUACGUUUCACUGAAACACUCAAAUAUAACUCUCCCAACUUCCACUUUAGAAAUUAUAAUUGUUGUAAACUACAGCGGUUCAAUGUUUUCUAGGAAUAGACUCUAACUUAGUUUAUUCAGCUAGCUAACUUGGUACAGUAUUCUUCCGUGAAAACCGUCCAGGGCACCGAAUCCUAUGACGCCAAAGCCAACUAGCAUGCCAGCCUCCAAUAACACGGUUUAGCACCAAUACUCGGUUACAACAAACCACCAGUGUGUUAACACGCCAAGCAGAUCAUUCGUGUCUGUGUCUAACGUUGUGUAAAGUUUUGGGUUAGUUUUGACAGUUUGAGUGAGUAUGUCAUCAACUUAUUCAGCCAGUUAGUUAGCUAGAAUAGUUAGCAUACUAGCUAGCCAUUGCUCUCUGCCAACAAAUCAACCCCUCCUCCCACGGCACGAACACACAGAGAGCCAAGCUAAUGUUAACUAGUUACCCAUGUCCCGAAUUCCCUUGAACGACUCUGGUUACCAGUAUGUAAAAACAAAACAAAAAUAAAUGUAGGUUAUAACUUACCCUUAGUAGCUACUGUUAGCCAGUUAAGUGCAAAGCUAGCCACUGAAUCGAUUCAGCCAGUUUGCGUCUGUCCCAACGGAGAGAAAGCGUCUCCAAAUAUUAAAGCUAGGUCGUUCCAGCUAUUGUUUAGUUAGCUAUCCAGGUAGCAACAAGCUAGCUACAUUUCGAGUACAGUAGCUACUAACUACCUAACGUUAACGAUUCAGAUCGUGGGGAAGGGUACCAAAACAUUUCUGCAGCAUUGAAGAUCCCCAAGAACACAGUGGCCUCCAUCAUUCUUAAAUGGAAGAAGUUUGGAACCACCAAGACUCUUCAUAUAGCUGGCCGCCCGGCCAAACUAAGCAAUCGGGGGAGAAGUGCCUUGGUCAGGGAGGUGACCAAGAACCCGAUGGUCACUCUGAAAGAGCUCCAGAAAGAACCUGGAGUUCUGAAAGAACCUUCCAGAAGGACAACCAUCUCUGCAGCACUCCACCAAUCAGGCCUUUAUGGUAGAGUGGCCAGAUGGAAGCCACUCCUCAGUAAAAGGCACGACAGCCCGCUUGGAGUUUGCCAGAAGAAACAAGAUUGUCUGGUCUGAUGAAACCAAGAUUGAACUCUUUGGCCUGAAUGCCAAGCAUCACGUCUGGAGGAAACCUGGCACUAUCCCUACGGUCAUGCAUGGUGGUGGCAGCAUCAUGCUGUGGGGAUGUUUUUCAGCGGCAGGGACUGGGAGACUAGUCAGAAUCUAGAGAAAGAUGAACGGAGCAAAGUACAGAGAGAUCCUUGAUGAAAACCAGCUCCAGAGCGCUCAGGACCUCAGACUGGGUGAAAGUUCACCUUCCAACAGGACAACGACCCUAAGCACACAGCCAAGACAACGCAGGAGUGGCUUUGGGACAAGUCUCUGAAUGUCCUUGAGUGGCCCAGCCAGAGCCCGGACUUGAACCCGAUCGAGCAACUCUGGAGAGACCUGAAAAUAGUUGUGCAGUGACGCUCCCUAUCCAACCUGACAGAGCUUGAGAGGAUCUGCAGAGAAGAAUGGGAGAAACUCCCCAAAUACAGGUGUGCCAAGUUUGUAGCGUCCUACCCAAGAAGACACGAGGCUGUAAUCGCUGCCAAAAGCUGUUUCAACAAAGUACUGAGUAAAGGGUCUGAAUACUUAUGUAAAUGUAAUAUUUCUGUUUUUAAUUUUUUAUACAUUUGCGAACAUUUCUAAAAGCCUGUUUUUGCUUUGUCAUUAUGAGGUAUUGUGUGUACAUUGAUGGGGGGAAAAAAACGAUUUAAUCAAUUUUAAAAUAAGGCUGUAACUUAACAAAAUGUGGACAAAGUGAAGGGGUCUGAAUACUUUCCGAAUGCAUUGUAUACCAUUUUCACACUACUGGGCCGAGCUAUACUAGGAUGCCCCGGUUAUGUAUCCACCAUUGUUGCUGGACAAUGCUGUAAAGGAUGUGGGAAAUGUCGAGGGGAAAGGUUCUGGUCGACACAAUAAUCUCUUCUGACGAUGGGUAACUUGAGUUUAAGUGUGUACAUUUUGUGUGAGUGUGUGUUGCCGUGCCCCAAAAUGUGUUGCAAGGUGAACUCUUCUGGUCAUACACAGAGCUGCACUGUCUCAUUCCCAACAAGAAGAGGCAGCUGGCCAAAACACAAGGAGGUACAUCAGCAUCACCUAGUGGCUAGCGGCUUAGUUACAACUAGACAUAUUGCACAAUAAUAGUUCAAUAGGCUUUGGCUCAGCCCAGAAACAGCCCCUAAACCCUUGCAAACUCAACUCUGGACCUCGAAGCCAGUUCCACUACAUUUUUACAUUGUUCCCCUCUAAUCAGGGACUGAUUUAGACCUGGGACACGAGGUGUGUGCCAUUAAUUAUCAGGUAGAACAGAAAACCAGCAGAAUGCUCUGGACCUCGUAGUGCAAGAGUUGAAUGCCGAUGUCCUAACCCCUAACCCCAAGCUUCAUGUAGAUCUAAGAGGAUUGGAUAGGUAUAAGCAAAAUGGUAGUAGUUCCACCUAGCCCUUUAAUAGGCUAGGUCUAGGAAUACUAUUUUUCUCCAUAUGGCUGAAACCUAUCCCCUCCCUUUCAGAUCUAUAGUCUUCAACAGUUCCUUACCCCCAUAUCCUCUACCUACCUAGUAGCACAAGCAACUAAAACCCUUCUCCACCUACCUGUCAGAGACCUGUCUGCUUGCUGGUUGGUCUGAUGGCCAGAUAAGCAUUUGCUUCAUUUAGACCUAGAGUUGGUUUUGGCCUGCAUAGUUGAGUACACAUGCACACACAUGUUUACACUUCCCAUGUCGAUACAGAGAUUGACAGCUGUCCCUCAUUCCUCCUUCCCUGUCCCUCCCAGCCUCGGACCCGUACGUCAUCAUCACCUGUGAGGGGGAGAGGGUGCGCUCGCCGGUGCACAAGGACACACGGAGCCCCAACUUCGAUGUCAAAGGCCUGUUCUACCGCAAGAAGCCCAAGGAAGGCAUCCACAUUGAGGUGAGCACAGACGGAGGGGAGGAACUCUUUCUUAACUGUCUGUCUGUGUUCAUACAGUAUGUAUACCUCUAUCUCUUGAACAUGUUUUCUUCUAACCUUUUUAAAAUCACUUUUUCUAUGCUCCCUCUCUCUCUCCUCUCUCCCUUGGUCUCUUUCUUCUCUUUCAAAUCCCCCCUCUUUUUCCCCUCUGCUCUGCUUGGACCUUGGGCCAUACCAUAAUAGAUCUACAAUAAGAACGUGAUUGUGGAUACCUUCCUGGGUCAGGUGACCCUGUCCAGUGACCCAAACGACCGGCAGGAGCAGCACACGCUCCACCUGCGCGACAAGGGCAAUCGCCAAGACAACGACCUCCCGGGCACGGUCACCGUGCGCCUCAUCACCUGCAUCACACUCAUCAACAUAUGA